AUGGCGCUGCAAAUACAUCAGCUCGGUCGGGACGAACUGUGCUGUUUUAUCUGCAAGGAUCUGAUGAAGGAUCCGGUGACUAUUGCCUGUGGUUACAGCUACUGUAAGAGCUGUAUUAGUAGACGUUGGGAUGGAGAGAAGCAGGCUAAAAUAUACAGCUGUCCUCAUUGCAGACAGACCUUUGAACCAAGGCCUGCCCUGGUGAUAAGCACCGUGUUGGCAAAUUUAGUGGAGGAAGAGAAGAAGAAGACAGAACCCCAGGCUGGUCCAUCUUAUCACCGUGAUGCUGGACCUGGAGAAGUGGGAUGUAGUCCUACAAGGAGAAAGAGGAAAUCUCUGAAGUCCAAUCUGCAGCCUCACGAUGAAGUUCCAUUUAAGAAAACCAAGCUAAUUGAAGCUUCGAAACUUCAUGAAAUGAGUGAGAAGCAGAAUGAGCUUGCGGUGAGUCGGCAAAAUAUACAGCAGAGAAUCCAUUAUGAAGAGAAAAUUGUGGAGGUGCUUCUGCCGGAGGUGGAGGCCAUAAAUCUCUCUGCUGAUGAAGCAGUGAGGGAAUGUACUGAAUUAGUCAAACUCAUUGAGCAAAGAAGCUCUGAUGUGACGCAGAAGAUUAAAUCCCGGCAGAAAUAUGAAGUGAGUCGGGUCAAAGACAUUCAGGAGAUGCUGCAGAAGGACAUCAGUGAUCUGAGGAGGAAAGACACUGAGCUGGAGAAACUCUCACAAACAGAUGAUCAGAUCAAGUUUCUACAGGCCUACCGCUCACUGUCAAAUCUCAGGGACCCUGAAAAACCAUUCAGAGUCAAAAUUGGUCCUGUACGAUACUUCAAGGGUGUGACAGCAGCUGUGUCAGAGGCCAGAGGUAAAGUACUGGAGAGCUUUGAUAAGGAAUGGAUGAAGAUCUCAGAGAAAGUGCCUGAAGUGUAUGUUAAAUUGUUGCCAGACCCCCAGACCAAAGCUGAUAUUUCACAAUAUACAGGCCCCAAAGUUCUUCUCAAACUGGAUCCAAACACAGCGAGCAUGCAGAUACAAUUAUCUGAAGAUAACAGGAAGGCAACCAAAGUGAAAAAGCAACACUCAUAUGAUCCACACGUAGACAGAUUCAUGGCUAGGUCUCAGGUUCUGUGUGGAAAAGGUCUGACUAAUCGUUGUUACUGGGAAGUGGAGGUGAGUGGUUUCGGAGUUUCAGUAGCAGUCGCAUACAGAGAUGUUCCCAGAACAGGACAGGAAAGUGCAUUCGGGGACAAUGACAAGUCUUGGGCACUAGAGCUUAGUAAAACGAUUUGUAAUUUCAAACACAACGGUGAAAAAAAGGCCAUUCCUGUUUCUGUCCUUCAAUCCUCAAGGAUUGGUGUUUUCUUGGAUCAAAAGGCAGGUGUUCUGUUCUUCUACAGCGUCUCUGAAACCAUCACCCUCCUCCACAGAGUCCACACCACAUUCAAGCGGCCGCUCUAUGCUGGACUCGGUGUUCAUUGUUAUGGAGCUUCGGCUACAUUUCGUGACAUCUAG
Messenger RNA from Trematomus bernacchii (emerald rockcod), 1503 nucleotides. Its product is annotated as tripartite motif-containing protein 16-like. The record is from RefSeq and is a predicted model, not a curated record. Gene Ontology annotation, molecular function: protein binding. NCBI's taxonomy places the organism in Eukaryota, Metazoa, Chordata, Actinopteri, Perciformes, Nototheniidae. Bases 1 to 1503 code for a protein of 500 amino acids. The transcript has a single exon.